Molecule: messenger RNA, 2676 nt
Organism: Austrofundulus limnaeus
Lineage: Eukaryota; Metazoa; Chordata; Actinopteri; Cyprinodontiformes; Rivulidae
Product: zinc finger protein 436
Biological process (GO): regulation of DNA-templated transcription
Molecular function (GO): RNA polymerase II cis-regulatory region sequence-specific DNA binding; DNA-binding transcription factor activity, RNA polymerase II-specific
Source: RefSeq, a predicted model, not a curated record
GGUCCAAGGAGCAGACUGAAGCUUUCAUAAAGCUGAGGGGAAACACGAGCAGCUCCUGGCCGCUGUGGGAUGGAGGUUCCUCUGGGAUGCUGCUCCAGUGUCUUACGGUCCGACCCGACGGAUCAGAUGGUGGUGCUCUGCUCCAGCACUGCACCACCAACCGGACCAGAACCAGAAUCAUCCGACCCGCCAUCAAACUCUCUGAUGAGCCCACUCAAACCAGAACCAGAAAGAGACCGCCGCCUCAAAACUCCGACCCCUCCAGGCAAAGUGUGGCCCGACGCCAGCGCCGCAGGUCAGCUGACCUGCAGCAGGAGGAGGAAGAGGAGGAAGAGGAUGGGGGGCUGGUAGAGGAAGACACGAGUGAUCCCAACUGGACCCCAACAAGAGACUCCCAGCAUGCACCUGUGCAGCAGGACUCAGACUCCCAGCAUGCACCUGUGCAGGCGGUGAAGCUGGAGCCGGACAGCACAGUGUGUGACGUUUGUGGGAAGGUGAUGAAGAACAAGUCGAGCCUGGCGCGUCACUCCUUCAUCCACACGGGGAAGAAGCCGUUCUCCUGCCACCUCUGCGAGCUGCGCUUCAAUCGUCGUGACAACCUGCAGUACCACCUGACACACCUCCAUCCUGACGGCGUCGGCAGACGAGAGAAGCGGCGCUCGGCGGCGUGGCUCUGCGCCGUCUGUGGGAAGACGUUCAGCUGUCGAUCCCGUCUGAAGACGCACGAGGUCAUCCACUCGGGCGUGAAGCCGCACCGCUGCCACCUCUGUCCUAAAGCCUACAUGAGGCUCAACGACCUGGAGCACCAUAAGAAGGUGGUGCAUGAGUCCGGUGGYGCCGAGCCCCAGCAGCCCGCCUCCCUGCUCUGUGACCUGUGCGGUAAAGAGUUCAAGUGCAGGUCGCAGCUCGUCAUCCACUUCCAGACGCACACGGGUGAACGACCCCACCUCUGUGACAUCUGUGGACGCAAGUUUGCCCGYCAGUACCAGCUGAAGCGCCACAAAAUCCUGCUGCAUGCCAAUGUGGGCGCAGGWGAGGCCGCCACGCUGGUGGACGGCGCCUUCGGCUGCCCUAUCUGUGGAAAGAGGCUGAAGUCCCAGGCGCUGCUGGACGCUCACACUCAGACCCACACAGGUGACAAACCCCAUCGCUGCAGCAUCUGCCUGCGUGGCUUCCAGCGCGCCGCCUGCUUGAAGCAGCACCACGCCCGCGUGCACCUGAGGGUGAGGGCUGGAGAGGCGCCGCUGGCCAGCGCCCGCAGAAGGAGCGUGGCCACGCUCAACGCCUUCCCGUGCUCCGUCUGCGGCAGGGUGUUUCGCUUCCGGUCCCUGCUGGCCAGCCACGCCCUGGUCCACAGCGACGUGCGCCCCUUCCACUGUGACUUCUGCAGCCGCUGCUUUCGCCGCCACAGCCACCUGAAGAGGCACUGCGAGGUCGUGCACGCCAACGGAGCGCGCCUGCCCGAGACAUUCAUCUGCCACAUCUGUGGCAAAGACAAGAAGUGCCGCUCGCAGCUCGCCCGACACAUCAUCAUCCACACGGGCGAGCGGCCGUACGCCUGCGACCUCUGCUCCGCCCGCUUCAACCGCCGCGGGAACCUGCAACAGCACCGGAGGCGCAUGCAUGGCGUGGGCAGGCUGGCACAAGAUGAGGCUCCGCCCAUCCUAUUUGAAGAUGAUGAUGUCAUGACCCGCGCUCUAGCUUAUAAACAGGAAGAGACUGUGAUCGCUGUGGAUUCUGCUGGUGAGCUGUGUGACCCUGCGCUGAAUGAUGAUGUCAUCAAGGAAGUAGAAGCUUCUGGUGAGCUGGGUGACCCUGCGCUGAAUGAUGAUGUCAUCAAGGAAGUAGAAGCUUCUGGUGAGCUGUGUGACCCUGCGCUGAAUGAUGUCAUCAAGGAAGUAGAAGCUUCUGGUGAGCUGGGUGACCCUGCGCUGAAUGAUGAUGUCAUGAAGCCACCGGACGCCACCUGACUGAGAUGCUGUUCUGAGCGUGACCACAGGUCUGAGCAGCAGACCUCACCAGUAGAACUGUUCUGUUGUCAUGGAAACCAGACCGAGACAGCUGAUUGGCUGCUCUAGUUUUGUGUCAUCAGUUGGUGGUUCUGAAGAACCACCAACUGAUGAUUGCAGUCUGAACUGUGAAUCAAAGGGGCGGAGUUAAGAGCAGGUUUGAGACACUGGGUCUGUCUUUGUUCGUGGGUUGCAGCCCAGGUAGACCACGACACACGUAGACCACAGCCCACAUAGACCACAGCCCACAUAGACCACGACCCACGUAGACCUUGGCCCACGUUAGGGGUGUGGUCAAUGUGAGCUGCCAUUGCCGGCUGCAGAAACGGCUGUGAAAUGAGACAGUCAAGGCUACAGAAAACAUGUUUGUGUGACCACGCGCUGCCUCGUUAACAUGGUGACAUUUUAUAUCACAUGCCUUCAGUUGUUUUUUUGUUUUUUUUACGAUAAAACUUCGCAACACCCAUUAAAGCGUUAAACGUAACUAAAAUAAAUUAAUUUGUGUUUAGCUUCGGUAUCAGUGCUUGUAGUUUCAUUUUAUUUAACAUCUCAUUGCAGCAUCAAUUUCAGCUAAGUUGCAAAACUUAUAUUUAAAAUAAAUUCUUCGAUUCGUGAUGAUUUUCCAAACUGCGUUAAAAAUAAAUAAACUCAACCAUAAAAAAACUAA